Molecule: messenger RNA, 1670 nt
Organism: Coregonus clupeaformis (lake whitefish)
Lineage: Eukaryota; Metazoa; Chordata; Actinopteri; Salmoniformes; Salmonidae
Gene: rsrc1
Product: arginine/serine-rich coiled-coil 1
Exons: 10
Coding region: 105-1109 (334 amino acids)
Biological process (GO): alternative mRNA splicing, via spliceosome
Cellular component (GO): cytoplasm; nucleus
Source: RefSeq, a predicted model, not a curated record
CUAGUGUAGUCUUUUGAGCAGUGCAUGAUGGUGUAUUUCGAGUGGUUUUCAAAGGAAGGAGGAAUAUUUGUCGCAAGAGACCUGACCCAGUGAAGUGUGGGAUAAUGGGACGCCACUCCUCUGACAGCGAGGAGGACAGCCGUAGCAGGAGGAAGAAGAAGGAAAAGCACAGAAAGCGCACCUCUUCCUCCAGCUCCUCCGGCAGCCGGGUGACCAGCCGCAGCAAGAGGUCGAGCAGACGCAGCCGCUCGCCGAGCCGCUCCAGAGACAAAGACAGAGACAGGAGACGCAGGCGGCGGUCCAGCAGCAGCUCGUCCCACGGCUCGUCCCGUAGGAGGAGGAGUCGGAGCGGAGAUAGAGACCGAGGCAGGACCAACCGCUCCCAUAGGUCACGCAGCCGCACCCGCAGGUCUCGUGAGCGGCGGCGGUCUCGCAGCAGGAGCAGCGGCCGGUCCACCCGCAAGAAGAGCCGCAGCCGCAGCCGCAGCCGAGACCGCAGCCGGCGGAAGGGCCGCGACAAAGACAAGGACAAGGAGAAGGACAGGGACAGGGACAGGGAGAGGGACAGGGAGAGGGACAAGGGCAGAGACCGAGACAAGGACAGGGCCAAAGACAAGAGGUCCGACAAACAAGGGGACAGCGCCAGCAUCAAAGCAGCAUUAGAACAUCUGACACCUGCAGAACAGGCCAAGGCUCGACUCCAGCUGGUGCUCCAGGCUGCAGCCAAAACCGAUGAGGUGCUGAAAGCCAAGGAGAGGAAGGACGAGGAGGCCAAGAAGAUGAAGUUGGAAGAGGGGACGUCGCUGGCGGAGCAAGUGCGAAGGAUAAAGGACAUUGAAGCCAUUGAGAGCGAAUCCUUUGUUCCCCAGGCUUUCAAAUCAUCCCGAGACGGUGUCAAGACUGAGUCAGUGAAAGUCGAGCAGGAACCAGACGACCCACCUCUGCUCCUUACAGACAUCAUCUCUCUACCUACUACAAUCCGCUACAAUGACAGCGACACGCUAGCACACCCCAGUUUGUUCCUGGACAAGGAGAAGGCCGAGGAGAUGUGGCUCAACAGGCUGAUGUCCCUCCGCCAGGAGAGGCUCAUGGGAAGUCCUGUGCCCUGAUUGGACGAGCAGCUCCCCGGACCAAUGGAAUCAUCUGAACUGAGGAAACUUUGGUCCUGGACUAAAUCCACCUGUCCUCACCAUGAGUAGGGACAGGAGUUUUUCCUGACCACGUGACCUAGCUCUAGUUAGUCUAUCCUUGUCAGAUCACAAGGUCAGGAACAACUCCCUGUCCCUAAACAUUUAUACAUUUUUAUUUAAUCCCUCAUUCGCUGGACUUCCCUCAGACUUUUUGUCAAGAAACUACAAAGCUUCUGUCUUUAAGAAGAUUUGUAUUUUUGUUUAUUUUUUUAAUAUCCCAAAUGAGUUAUUGAAAUGAUACAUAGAAAAUGUGCACUGUCUUUUGGAUAUGUCAAACGUUGAUCAAUUGUGUUUGAGUGAAUUUUAUAGAAAUGAAAUCUCCCCUGUGAAGAAAAUCCAUGAUUAGUAGACUGAGUCCUGUUUAUUGACUGUUUUGAACCUGAUGUUUCUCAUCUAGGCAACGGUGCCUUCCGAAAGUAUUCACACCCCUUGACUUUUUCCACAUUUUGUUGUUACAGCCUGAAUUUAAAAUGGAUUACG